UGGGAUCAAUAAGGUACAUCUAUCUUUCUUAUAUGAACAUAAUUUCACUAGUUACAAUUACCUUUCAGAUAUCUGACAUAAAGUUCUAGAUAUCUGAAACAUUGAUCUGAAACACGGUACAUUCUCACUUGUUGCAAAUUCAAGCCGACAUAUAAAUAUUUAAUAAAAAUAAUGUUAGAAUUGACAUUUUGACUCAUGAUAAUGAAUGAAUAAGAAUUGCAAUGAUUCCAAAUUACAUAAUGGAUAUGGUGGCUUGGAAUUUUAUUUCGUAAAAAAAAGUUUGCUAUUGCUCUCGCUGCCACUGUUAAAAUGGUAAAACACCACACUAGAGGACAAAGCACCACAUAUCCAACUGUGUCUUAACACAGUCUGGAAAAGCAGCCAGAUUUGUUCAAAGGUGGCUGACCUACUUACUCAGACUUAUUUGGGUCAAGAAAUACAUGUGGAUGAGACUGCAGCUUUAUUUUCAGACGCAGCCGUCUACAGCAAAUGUGUUGGUUCCCAAGUAACCACAAGAGGCCGCACUUGUUCCACCUCAAAACCUAAUCUAUUAAAGGGAUAGUUCAGGGAUUUUGAAGUGGGGUUGUAUGAGUUGAUUGUGCAUAGUUAAUUUUACCUCAUGGAGAUGGUGAUCAGCGAUCUCAUUUCACAGAGUUUGGAGGAGAAGUGGAAGUAGCGAAAGUCGGAGUCGCACUGUAAACGUCUUUUACGGUGGUCCCCUCUGCAAGGUAACAUAUUAACUAUGCAUAAGUAACUCAUACAAACCCACUUCUAUGUAACCACUUCUAUGAACUAUGUCUUUUACUUGGUAAUAAAGAAGAAAACCCUUGAAUCAUGACUAAUUAAAAAAGACACACUCUUUUUUUUUUUUCAGGGGGAAUACACUGAUAUUACAGGAAACAGGCCAUCCAUUAAUUAAAUCGUUAUUUGUUUAGGUGGUUAAGCAUUUCAUGUAAAGCAUUUUAAAACAUGCAAGCAUGAGUAGAUAUAUUUAAAUUUAGUAAUUAGUAAUUAAUUAUCAUUUAUUGAUUCCUGGCAAAUCAAGCAGAGUAUUAAUGAAACUAUUAUCACAUUUACUAAAAAGAAGUACAUGACUACAUUUACCAACUAGUAUGUAUAUUAGCAAUUAUUUCUACAGAAUACCAAGUAUGUAAACAAAUAAUAGCUGUCUUAAUUGCAUUAGACAUUAGAGCCCCACAAAAUCACAUUUCACAAAUGCUCAUAUAAACAUGUACACAUUAUGAUAUUGACCGUUCCAGAUAAUAAGAGGAAUCAUAUUAACUCUACAACGCUCCCAUUCCCUUCUCGUCUUUAAAGUGAGAUCCUCUGAUUCAGUUGCAGUUACAUAAUAGUUUUCAAUGGCUCGAUUGUCUCCAGGACAGUUGUUGACACUGUUAAGACGUUCAAAAGGUCACACCCCCCCAACGACAGUUUGAUUUGGUUUUAUUGUACAACAACCAACAUUUACACUUCACAGUGAGCAAUAAAGUGUUUUUUAACAUAUUAUCUAAUAGGUGUUAAAAAAUUAAAUAAAAAAGUAACACGCAGCCUAGUUGAUAGAUUGAAAGAUGAACACUCUGUACAUUUUGGGAUGUAGGUCAAUGUGAUAAUUAUCUCCCAAACUGAAAUAUCAUAAAUUGCGACACUUUAUGACAAAAUAAAAUUGUAGGUUUCUGUUUUUAACAUACUGGGACAAGUUACGUUCGGUUACUCCGACAAAGUCGAUGUAAAAGAAACACUUCAUUUAGAAUAGAAGCAAAUCUGUUCCUCUGACAGAUUAUUAUUCUGCAUAUAGAUGUAGACUGCAUUCAUCUGGAUGAGAUGUUUGUAUAAAGCCAGAUCAAUUGGAAUUGAAAACUUGCCCUAUUAAUGGAGCGUUUGUCUUUGCUGUUUAUGUAAACAGAGUCAUCAGACAGAGAGGCAGAAAAAGCUGCGUUCAGGGUGGGUUGAUGACAGCCCCUGGUUCUGCAUUGCUGACGAAAGCUGCUUAGCUCCUCAGUUGCUAUGGCAACCAGGGAGAGCAGCCAGACAAAAAAAACGAGGCAAAGGGGAGGGGCUUUGAAGGGAGAAAUAGAGGAGAAAGGGCUGGAUGGGAAAGAUAGAGAGAGAGAGGGAUACAGACAACCGAUAGAGAAACGCACAGAGCAGCAGGAUAAAGCAAGGCUACAGACGAAGGAAAUAAAUGUUCACUCCACUGGCUGGGGAAUAAAAACUGCAGCUAGUGACUGGAGGUUUCAGAGAAAGGGGGAAACCGAGAGAAGAUGGAUGUACAAAUGGAAAACAUGGACCCCCCGCCUUGUGAAUCCCAGCCGAGUGGAAAAAUCAGAAAAGGAUUCAAGCUGUUUGGCAAACGCAAGCCAGGUAACAUCUUUUCUAUUCGAAGCAAAGGGGAUGGAAACAAGUCACCUGUUAACAAGAGCAAAACCCUAGAUGGAUUAUCAGAGACGGCUGCACCAGAUUUGGAGCAGGAUCCAGACAAGGAAAAAGGACCGGAGGUGAGUCAAGGAGAGAGGGAGCAGGCAGAAGAGGAGCUGUUUGGUGAAGAUGGCGUUCUGGCUGCUGCCGAUGCUCGCGCCUCCAUUUCUUCUACAUGCUCGGUCAAGUCCCUGAGCUUUUUGUCAUUACUGAGGGGUGGUCGUAGAGGAGUGGGGGACCGGCGAGUCCACACUGUGUCCCAGCCUGUGAGUCGGCAACGUCGUGGGCUGAAAGGUCUCUUCGGCAAUGUUAAAUUCCGCUCAAAAGAUAAAGAGGACAAGGAGGAAGCCCCUCCGAGCCCACUUCUCAUGUCGUCCCGUGCCAACAGUGUGGAAAUCAUCAAAGAGGACCUCACGCUCACCCCCCAAUUUCAGCCUCGAUCUCUGGAUAGCCCUGAGACUGAGAGCUUAGCAACACCGGACAGGAAAGUCCCGUCCCUGUCAGAGACCAUAACGCCCCAGGUGACAGCAGGGAGUGUGAGUAGGACUGAUGAGCGUGCCCCUGAACCACCAUUUGUACCCGGUGAUAACAGCCUGAGCUCCUUGCUGGCAGACAUCUCCUCUCUCCUGACCUUUGACUCAAUUUCAGGGGGUGGUGACAUCAUGGCUGAUGUGGAGGCAGAAUGGGGCAAAGCCAGCAGUGCUAUCAGUGCUGUGGUGAGUGACACAGUCACGCCACCGUCUGCAUCUCUCUUCUCCAAACCCUUCAUCUCCUCACCGCUGACUUCAUCCUCGGUCAGCACAGCCGCUGUGGCAAAACCCUAUUCUGUAGCCAUCCCCACAACAGCCUCGAGCCAAUCCUUCACUCCUCUGACAACAUUCACCUCUUCACCCAUUGCCAAGCCGAGCACGAUCAUCACAACAUUGACCAAAUCUUCCACCCUUACAACUCAGUCAGUCAAAUCAAACUCGGAUUCUACUGCAGCCUCUGCCAGCAUUAAGAUUAAAUCAAUUCCUAUGCCCACCAUGACACAACUUUCAACCACCCCUCUCACAUUCACAAGCCUUUCACCUCCAAUAAUGUCUUCCUCUACGAUAACAAUUAAAUCCACACAGAGCUCCACCUCUGCUACUACCACAGCUCCUCCGAACACCCCAGCGACUAUCGCCAAACCUCCCUCAGUUAGUCUAACUCUUACCUCAACAGCAAGCAAAUUGGCUUCAGAACUUGCAGCACCUCCUCCAGCUUUUGGUUCAGUAAGUAAAUCUAUCCCUGUAGCUACUCCACAUCUUGUAUCAGCUAGACCUCCACCAGUAAUGCAUAGCCCUCCCACCCCUGUUGCAUUCAUGCAACCUCCCUCCACUAAAUUGGAUUCUGCUUCCAGUUUGAACUUGCAAACCUCUACUUCCUACAAACCUUUGCUAACUUCUGCUGCGGCCGGAGCUAAAGCCACAGUGACAGAAUCAUCUGCACCAGUUAUUCCCUCAAAGAUGACAACUGUUCCCACAUCAACUACAACUUCAGGCUCGGCAUCUACGGACGUUUCCAAGCCUAAAAUCCCCUCCAGCCAAAUGGGCCCAAGUAAGACCCCUCCUUCCCUUGUCACUGUUCCAGAUUAUUGUCCUCCCCCUACCCUGAGUCCAACAACUAAAACCCAACCCAGCCCUGCAUCUGUCCCAACUCCAUCAUCAACUUCUUUAGAUAAGAUUCCUCCCACAGCUAAACCCACUCCUGUACCAGUCUCUUUAGAUAAGACGCCUCCUGCACCCACACCUACUCUAACCCCUUCCAGUCAUGCUGUUGUUUCCACAGCAUCCCCAACACCUCCUGUUCCGAGUCAGAGUCCUAAAGAUCCCAUUGCACCUGCUCAAAUUCCAAUUUCUGUGUCUAAAUAUCCCCACUCUCCUGCUCAGAUCCCAGUUUCUGUAUCUAAAGACCUUCCUUUGCCUACUCAGACCCAGGUCUGUGUAUGUAAAGACCCUCCUGCAUCUGUUUAUAGCCCAGUUACUGUAUCUAAAGACCCUCCUACAUCUGUUAACAGUCCAGUUACUGUAUCUAAAGACCCUCCUACAUCUGUUUACAGUCCAGUUACUGUAUCUAAAGACCCUCCUACAUCUGUUUACAGUCCAGUUACUGUAUCUAAAGACCCUCCUACAUCUGUUUACAGUCCAGUUACUGUAUCAAAAGACCCUCCUUCAUCUGUUUACAGUCCAAUUACUGUACCUAAAGACCCUCCAGCUCCUGCUCAAAUCCCAGUUUCUCAAUCUAAAGCCCCUCCUGCAUCUGUUUACAGUCCAGUUACUGUACCUAAAGACCCUCCAGCUCCUGCUCAAAUCCCAGUUUCUCAAUCUAAAGCCCCUCCUGCAUCUGUUUAUAGCCCAAUUUCUGUAUCGAAAGCCCCUCCUGCCCCCGGCCCUGCUCCUUGCCCUGUCCUCUCUCUUCCCUCUGCCCCUGAACAUAGGCAGAGUGAAGCCCCAGGCUCUGCUAAAAUGACAGGAAGUGGACAGGUAUCAACGGAUUGCCUGCUGGUUAAUCCAAGUAGCACAGGUGGCCCAGGUGCCCAGACCACGUCGUCCAAAACAAAAGAACUGCACAGUGAGUCAAGAACAAGCCUCCAGGGCCCCCCAAGAGAAAAGAAGACACCACCGGCAAAGGCAUCAGGGCUUAGCAAAAUACCUGUGGUUGGAGGGGGCAGAGCAGGCAAGCUACCUGUGCGGGACAGCCAACAUUGUGAUGAUGAAGCAAGCAGAGACCCAACUUCUCCUGUACUAGAAGAGGAGAGGCCCCGUUUCAACUCAGAUGAUGCAGGGAGAAGCAAGGAUAAAAUCUGUGAUGUUGAUGUGCUCACUUUAAAACACAGCCAGGAGGAGAACCAGCAGCCUCCCCAGCCAAAAGUACAGACCAGUUUACCCCGUGACUCCAAGAUCCCUGUGAAGCACGGUGCACAGGCUCACGUUGCUUCCCAAAUCCCUCAAGCUAAAGAACCACAUCGCACCAAGAUACCCGUGUCCAAGGUUCCUGUCCGCAGAGCUGGUAAUAAACCUGCAGUUGCAGGAAGCAGCACCCACAUGAGGAAAUAAAGCAAUGGACUGAAUCAAUCAAGGAUACAGAUUAUGGUUUGGACUUUUUUUUCCAAUUCAACUACAUGGCCACCCUUUUUUAAAUUCAUAUUUCUAAACUGUAAUUCUUGGCUUGUCUCUGCCAUAUCUUGGCUUCCCUACACAAUAAGCAACAGUUACCGAGUCAAGGAGGCUGAGAGCACUCAAGCACAAAACAUCUCCACAGGGAGCUUAGGCAUCAAGGCUGGCUUUUUGGUGCUGAGCCAACGGGACAUGCACUCAGGAAAGGUUCGGGGUCACACCUGAGCACACAGCAGCAUCGGGAACUAAGGAUAAGCAAGAUAAAAGGUCGUUGGGGAACAGUCACACACACAACAUGGGCGAGUGCCUCUCUAAGGGUGCUUUUCCUACAGACUUUCAGAAUUUAUUCAGUCUUUUCUACAGUACUUUUAACUUUUGUUACUCUCACUUUUUGUAGGAACUGUCAAAUGUUUUUGUGUUUUCUUUCCAGAAAGUCUCUUUGAUAAUAACCGGACCCUUUAUCUUUUAUUUAUGUCAGCAGGAGAUCAGCAGAAGCUCUAUAAAUAAAUGCAACAACCAAAUUUACAUUCCACACCUAUCUCUGGAUGUAUGUAGCAGAAAACGUGCCAUUCAUUUUUUGCACAAGAUGUUGAACUGUACAGUGUGUCCGCCUGCUCAUGUGUGACUUGAUCAGAUCUCACUGUGAACUAUGAGAGACUGAUUUUUGAGGGAGGGGAAGUGGAAAUGACUCUUUCCAGUGGAAUGGACAAGUGGCAGAAGCCAUUAUGAAUGGCACUGCUGAUGUUUGAGCAAGAUAGCGAAGAUGCUGAGAUGAAAUCUUGAGCUGACACAUCCAUACCCGUAUCCCACUUAUACUAAAAGAUGAGAACAAUAUCUGUGUACAGUCUCGUCUAUGUUGUUCUGUUUCCUAUUUAAUCAAUAAAACAAUAUGAAUACUUAGCAAGAGGA
This is a messenger RNA of Scophthalmus maximus (turbot), 6464 nucleotides long. Its product is annotated as APC membrane recruitment protein 2. Gene Ontology annotation, biological process: regulation of canonical Wnt signaling pathway. The coding region runs from base 2262 to 5495 and encodes 1077 amino acids. The transcript has a single exon. The record is from RefSeq and is a predicted model, not a curated record. Gene Ontology annotation, cellular component: plasma membrane. Gene Ontology annotation, molecular function: phosphatidylinositol-4,5-bisphosphate binding; beta-catenin binding. Lineage: Eukaryota; Metazoa; Chordata; Actinopteri; Pleuronectiformes; Scophthalmidae.